GAUGGAUGUCUCCAGGAUCAAAGCGCAGGAUGCCGCGCUGCCACGAUUCCCUUUGGAACUCCUGGAGCGCAUCAUGGUGUUCAUACCCGACUUGAAGACCUUCUUGAACUCUGCUCUUGUCUGCCGUGCGCUCGUGGAUGUCAGCCGACGCCUGACGUUUCGGCGCAUCCGCUUCUCCCGACUGGGUUCUGUAGCCGGGUACAGUUCGUUCAAGGCGUUCGAAGCCCUUCUGGAGUCGCCGAUGUGCACUAUCCCCCGACAUAUUCGCUGGGUUGCCCUACACUGGCCUGCUACGUAUGAACGCAACCUCGUGGAACCGCUCAGCUGUCUGCAGCGACUGCCCAAUCUGGCGACGUUGCGCGUAGAGGGGAUGCGUGAUCUUUCCUGUGUAAUUCCUCUCCACGAAAUUGGACCAUAUCUAUCAUCGAAGUCUCUAACAAGCGUCAGCCUGGAUCUGGUCGUCAUCAGUUGCUUUGAUGCCCUCGUACGGAUGCUCAACUCCCUAGGCAACCUACAAAACUUCUCGAUGAACAUCGUCUCUCUCCAAGGCGGACAAGGCGCAAAGAUAAUGCAUCGUCCACUAUCAAAACCAGAAGGCCUCCUUGCGCGCCUAUGUCGCCUCAAAUGCUAUUUGCAGGGCCCACUCGAGUGGGGCUUCCUCUGGUUCUUGUUAUCCCUCCCAUGUCUCCCGCCAAUCGCGUACCUAGAUAUCCGUCUCCCAAUCGCAGGUUCCGGACGGUCGGAAAGAUGGUGCAAAUUCGUUCAUGGGCUCAGGCAUACGUUGAGAUCCUUGCGCAUCCACCCCGGCUUUCGGGACUUUAUCGAAGCGGAAUAUACGAAGUUGGAUCUGCCGCAGUUCACGUCGCUCUCCUCUAUCACCAUCGAACCGGUCCUUACGUACAAUCUGCGAACGGCCGGGACGGGGGACUGCUUUCUCAGCCUCCUUCUCUUCUCAUUAACGGCCCCAUCCCUCUCGAAGCUCACCGUCGUGUUCAUGGUUGACCACGUGCGUUCAGUGGAUGCUUUCGGCAUUUCUUUCGAUUGGGCGGUCCUCGACAGUCGCUUGGAGAGGGCGCCGUGUCUGAAGGAAAUGAAAUUUGUCAUCAGCGCCUGCUCGGUAAUUAUGCAGCUGCAGGGCGUGCAUCGGAAGGCGGAGGAGAAUAUCCGCAAGCUUCUCCCGAAGGCGCAUGCGAAGGGCAUAUUGCGGGUGAAGGUUGCGAGCGUCGCCUUAGCAAACAAGCGCUUGCUCUCGAGCAUCAUCAUCAUUCAAGAGUUCGGUGAUUCUCCCACGCUGACUGCUCUGCGCUUGGAUCCGAGUGACCAGGAGGGCUUUCUCGAGUUAGCGGAAGGUCUCCCUCUCGGCUUAGCGUCGCUCGAGCAUCUGCGCUCAGUAACAAUCGAGCUCGUGGUAUUGACUUCACUGAACUUUCGGCGCACGGCGCAGAGCAUAACAAAUCUGCUGCUCUGCGCGCUCCAACCUCCUGCUCUUCGGAAGCUUACCCUGUCGUUUAAUACCCUCCUCAAAUCGCCAGGCCUCAUUCGCCUAGUGAUUGAAGGGGAUGUGCUCGAUGGCCGCCUAGAACAAUUGCCCUCGUUGACGGAAGUCAAGUUCAUAUUCAGCGUUCCUUCCGACUUCGCGCAGAUGCCGAACUUGCAUCGGGAUAUCGAGGAACUGAUCCACGGGAUGUUUCCGAAGGCGAGCGCGAGAGGGAUAUUGCAAUUGGUUAAGAUCAUGCAAGAAUUUGCGGAUGCUGGCCUCUAG
This is a messenger RNA of Schizophyllum commune H4-8, 1762 nucleotides long. RefSeq lists its product as uncharacterized. The annotation marks the transcript as partial. The transcript has 6 exons. Lineage: Eukaryota; Fungi; Basidiomycota; Agaricomycetes; Agaricales; Schizophyllaceae. The record is from RefSeq and is a predicted model, not a curated record.